Messenger RNA from Seminavis robusta, 718 nucleotides. NCBI's taxonomy places the organism in Eukaryota, Bacillariophyta, Bacillariophyceae, Naviculales, Naviculaceae. The record is from the annotation of a GenBank genome assembly.
GUCAGAGCCAUUCAUCAAUGGCAACAGCAGCAGCCAGCGAUCACUCUCUGAACAUCAAAUAGCACCUGCAGUCCUGCGUUAGUAUGAAAAGAAGUACCAGUACCAUCAAAGCUGCUAGUAGCUAUGGUAUUCUAGCUUGGCUGCUUCUACCCAUCCUUCUGGGUACAGGUAGCACCAGUCCCAGCGUUCUACCUGUACCGGUUUCUGCGUUUUGCACUCCACGGCUUGCUACCCGUGUUGCUACCCAUAGUAGUGCAUCUAGUAGUAGUAGCUUUCUUAGCCUGGCCAAGAGCAAUGGAGAACUAGAGAGCAGUAGUGACAGUAGUAGUGAAUCAGAAGAGCAAGUGGCCGAACGACAACGGCAACUAGAUGCCAUGAUGAGAAACCAAGAAGCCUCCUCUAUGCAAUCCUCCCUCCUCGGAUUGGGCACUGGUACUACCAGUACCAGUACCGGUAGUACUGACGAUGACGACGGGGACGAAUACAAGGCCGUUCCACUCUUUACGGGAAGCGUCAUCUUUCUUUUUAGUCUCUUCUUCACCUUUUAUGGAUUCUACGUAUUUGCAACCGGAAAUGAUCCCAUUUUCUUGAAUGUCAGGCCCACCGAACCACCGCCUGCUUCCUGGUACUAACUAGCAAUGACUGCAUCAUAACUGAGCUGAAGUAAGCUAAGCUAAGCUAAGCUAAGAAUUUCUACUAGAAAUGAAUCCAAACUCUU